AUGGCCAUUACCGAGGUGUGGGAUGGUGUGGCCGAGGUACACAUGGCCCUGAACAACCAGGCCACCGGGCUCCAGAACCUCAAGAAGGAUAUCCGGGGCGUGCUAGACCAGAUGGAAGACAUUCAGCUGGAGAUUCUGGGGGAUCGCGCCCAGUGCCGCACCCAGGCAAGGAAGGACCUGUGCUUAUCAAAGACGCUGCCACAUCUGGGAUGCUCCGAGGGCUUCAAGGGCCAGCUCUGGCUGCUGGCCCUGAGGCUGCUGCUGGGCGCCCUGCUGGCCUGCACCGCCGCCUACGUGUACGUGGUGGACCCC
Molecule: messenger RNA, 312 nt
Organism: Myotis davidii
Lineage: Eukaryota; Metazoa; Chordata; Mammalia; Chiroptera; Vespertilionidae
Gene: CCDC188
Product: coiled-coil domain containing 188
Exons: 6
Source: RefSeq, a predicted model, not a curated record